GUCUAGUGCCGGCGCGUACGUCGACACUUCCUAUUCGACCGGUCGUUUGUCCGUGUGUGUUUGUGUUCAAUAUAUAUAUAAAUAUGGUGGAAGUGACGAAUGUGUUGCCCGCUGGGAAACCGGAGAGCAGCAUUGGCAUGCGUCAUGUUAUCACACUGCUGCUGUUCCUAGCCACGACAGUCUCCUACGCGACUCGAGUCAGCAUGAGCGUCGCUAUAGUCGCGAUGACCAGUGACAAUGAUUAUGGUUACCCAGUUUUCGACUGGGACAAAGGCGUCCAGGACACGAUCCUGUCAUCCUUCUUCUGGGGCUACAUAGUGCUGCAGGUGCCAGCUGGCAUGCUCGCGGGGAAGUUCGGGGGGAAGUUCCUCAUUCUGGCAGCCAUGAUCGCGACGGGUAUCGUCAAUUUGUUGGUGCCGAUAGCUGCUGUUCACGGUGGCUGGACUGCUGUAUGCGGUUGUCGGAUUGCGAUGGGUUUGACCCAAGGUCUUCUUUACCCAAGUCUGCACGGCUUCCUGGGUCAUUGGGCGCCGGUCAAUGAGAGAAGCAGACUAGGAACCUAUGUUUACGCUGGAGCACAACUCGGCACUAUCGUCGAGAUGAUGACUUCCAGUUUGCUAUCCGCGAGCCGCUGGGGGUGGCCCUCGGUCUUCUACGUGGCUGGCUUGACCUGUCUCGUCUGGUCUGGUCUCUGGCUGUUCUUGGGAGCCUCGACACCUGGCACUAGCAAGUGGAUAUCUAAGGAAGAGAGAAAGUAUAUCGAAACGAGCGCCGGCUCUGAUGAGAUUGGAACGCAUAAGAACAUGUCGACCCCGUGGAAGAGCAUUUGGACCUCAUUGCCAUUCUGGGCUAUUCUCUUAGCCCACUGUGGACAGAGUUUGGGCUUCUGGACCUUACUCACCGAGUUGCCUUCGUACAUGGCCAAUGUUCUCAAUGUUAAUAUAAAAAAUAAUGGACUCCUAUCAGCACUCCCAUACGUGGCCAUGUAUAUCCUCAGUUUUAUCUUCAGUUGGACCUCAGACUUCUUAGUAAACAGGAACAUAAUCAGUUCCGUUACAUCUAGGAAGAUAUUUAAUACUAUUGCUUUCUGGGGUCCUGCAGCCGCUCUCCUCGUCCUGUCGUACCUGCCCCCAGGUCACCUGACCUUAGCCGUGGUGAUACUCACGUUCACUGUUGGGUUGAAUGGAGCCCACUAUGUAGGAUUCAUGAUGUCCCACAUCGACCUGUCUCCGAACUUCGCCAGCGUCAUGAUGGGAAUCACCAACGGCUUCGGAGGAGUAUUCUCCAUCAUGGCGCCGCUUAGCGUUUCUGCUGUUAUUAAAGAUCAGACACAAGCAUCAGAAUGGCGCAAAGUGUUCUUCAUAUCAAUAGCCCUAUAUUUCUUCUGCAACUUAUUCUACAUCAUCUUCAUAUCUGGGGACUUGCAGCCGUGGAACGAACCAAAACAAAAAUCUGACGAGGAAGAUGGAACGAAAAAUGAAACAGAAAAAGAAGAAAAUGUGAACUUUUUAACACUUAGCAGCAUAAAUAGUUCAUUCAACUUUUGGAAUGUUGCUAGUUGGGGCGUUCGCCACAAACAAUGUGUGAUACUCAUGGUAGCACUUACAAUUGCUUACAGCUUACGAGCAUGUAUGGGCGUAGCUCUAGUUGGAAUGAUAGAAACUAGUCCUGUCUCAGAAAUACCAAAUGGAAGUAAUGUUAACGUUAGUCGAAAUGAAACUGAAUAUGGAUUGAAUGUAAGAGGAGCUGAUUAUGUAGCUCAUGGAUUCUUGAACGCGUUAAUGCUUGUUCCACCGUACCCUCAAUUCGACUGGAGUAAAAAAGUCCAAGACACUGUUAUCUCCGCCUUUUUCUUCGGCUACAUGCUUCUUCAAAUCCCUGGGGGUCAGUUGGCACAUCGUUUUGGUGCCAAGAAAUUAAUAGCCAGUGCUAUGUUCAUCAAUUGUGCAGCAUCUGUGCUGUUCCCUACUGUUACUUUUUACGGUGGCUGGAUCACCGCUGCUCUCUUCCGUAUGAUCCAAGGUUUAGCUCAAGCAUGCAUCAUGCCGUCUACUCACACUUUCUUAGGAAAAUGGACACCUUUAGAAGAACGAGGAAGGCUGAGUGGCAUGAUAUAUGGAGCACAAGCCUUAGGUCCAGUUCUUGGUCUGCCGCUUACUGGAUUUAUAGCCUCAUCUCCCUUAGGUUGGCCUGGAAUCUUCCGCUUCUAUGGAGUACUAUCGGGAAUAUGCGGUGCUAUUAUUUGGUUCUUCUGCGCUGAUAGUCCGGCACAGCAUAAGAAUAUUUCUGCAGCGGAAAGAAAUUAUAUUGAAGAAGCGUUGAGACAGAAAGGAGAGGCCAGCACGAAGCGGCACAAAGUUCCUUGGAGCCGCUUGCUUUGUCACCGAGGACUGUACGCAAUCAUCGUGGCUCACAUCGGACAGACCUGGGGCCAGCUCACGUUGUAUUCCGAAGUACCGGCCUUCAUGGACAAAGUCAUGGAAGUCAACAUCAAAGCGAAUGGUCUCCUUAGCGCUCUUCCUUUCUUGGUGAUGUUUUUCACAAACUUCUUCUUCAGUUGGUUUUUUGAUAUGAUUAUCGUGAAGAAAUAUAUUGGAGUCACGUGGGCGAGAAAACUUGCGCAGACAAUUGGGUGUAUGGGAUCAUCAAUAGGUCUGAUUAUAUUGGCGUACGCACCUCAGGAUAUUUACGUGGUAGAAACUAUUAUGGUGAUUCUUUGUGGAAUGAAAAUAGCUUGUCACUACGGGUUUUUGGUGAACCACAUCGACAUAUCGCCAAACUUUGCUGGAACCAUGAUGAGUUUGAGCAACUUCUGCUCCAAUUGUGUCGGCGUGUUAGCUCCAAUUGUUGCUGGCAUCAUUCUCACUGAUGUUACCAGCGUAUUCUUAUGGAGAAAGGUAUUCUUUGUGUCCAGUGGCCUGUACUUUUUCUCAAAUGUCGUGUACGUUAUCCUUGGCACUUCAGAACUUGCUGAUUGGAACGAACCAGAACAAACGAAGAAUGAUGAAGAAGAACAUGCUAUGAUAAAGAAAGAACAUAAGAAAUAAGUGAAUUAAAUUCUAGUCUUGUUGCUAUGAAUAGAAGAAGAGAGAUUAUUUAAGUAAAUGUGGGGCUGUCUGCCUAAAUGUUACUUUAGUUUCAUAGUUAUUAUGUUUUAUGUUAAAAUUCAUAUUCGUAUUAUAUAUUAAACUAUUUCUUAUAUUUUCCUUGUGCAAUAAGAAGAAUGA
This is a messenger RNA of Amyelois transitella, 3227 nucleotides long. RefSeq lists its product as uncharacterized. Gene Ontology annotation, molecular function: transmembrane transporter activity. The coding region runs from base 84 to 3047 and encodes 987 amino acids. Gene Ontology annotation, cellular component: plasma membrane. NCBI's taxonomy places the organism in Eukaryota, Metazoa, Arthropoda, Insecta, Lepidoptera, Pyralidae. The transcript is spliced from 21 exons. The record is from RefSeq and is a predicted model, not a curated record. Gene Ontology annotation, biological process: transmembrane transport; monoatomic anion transport.